AUGAGGGAGUGGAUGCUGGAAAGGUGGGAAGAAUGGUUGGAGGUUGCACUCUGCCGCAUACUACGACGUUUUGUCGUGUUCGUGAGUAUGACAGAAAAGACCGACAUCGUCGCUAAUUUUCAUCAGAUACACAAGACUUUUGUUGAGGAGACGGGUUCCUGGUAUACACUUAACGAUGCUUACCGAAUGUACAACGUGCUAAGGGAAAGGUUCAGGACAUUUCAGUGGUUGUUACGUCAGCCGAGUCAUUGGCCGCUUGCACUGUACGUUUUGAACGUACCUGACCCGAGGUGGGACGUUCUGAAAGCCAUAUUCGAACCAAUGGGGAUAAUGCAGGAGUAUCCAGGCGAAGAGAACCCGAAGACACCGCCAAACUUCCUAAAGUUGUCCGAACUAUUUGAGGAAUACAUGGCACAUCUGCAUGGAACUAUUAGUUACUAG
Messenger RNA from Striga asiatica, 441 nucleotides. The record is from the annotation of a GenBank genome assembly. NCBI's taxonomy places the organism in Eukaryota, Viridiplantae, Streptophyta, Magnoliopsida, Lamiales, Orobanchaceae.